Messenger RNA from Mycena indigotica, 5652 nucleotides. RefSeq names its product Adenylate cyclase. NCBI's taxonomy places the organism in Eukaryota, Fungi, Basidiomycota, Agaricomycetes, Agaricales, Mycenaceae. The coding region runs from base 1 to 5652 and encodes 1883 amino acids. Gene Ontology annotation, molecular function: protein binding. The transcript has 5 exons. Gene Ontology annotation, biological process: cyclic nucleotide biosynthetic process; intracellular signal transduction. The record is from RefSeq and is a predicted model, not a curated record.
AUGUCGAGAAUGCAGGUCUCAACGAGAAGGAAUGGCCGGGACUCUCCAGUGGUUCAUCUUGACCCAUAUUACCCUCAACCAGAGAUUGCGCCAUGGCUAGAUUCAUUGGACGAUGUCCCUCCAACCCCGCCACCAAAGCCGUACCGAACAUUUCACGAUUCAGAGUCUUUCCGUAAAGGCAGCGUGGCUACCAACAGUAGCAGCUAUACCAGCCACCGGCCCUCGACAAAUUUGAGCAUAUCUACGAACGAGUCGAUGGGUUUACACGACUUCAUUGACGAUUAUGGGCAAGCCUUGAUGCCGUCUGAACUAGACCCUCCGCCUGUCACCGUCCACGACGCGGAAAUAGCUCCAUGGCUUGACAGACAAGGGCCACCGUCACCUCCACCAAAGAAUGGUCGAACAUUCCAUUUUCCGGCAAAGGCUUCAUUCUCUUCACUCCGACCUUCCACCUCCUCAGGUCUCUUCUCCCGCCAACGCGGCCCGUCAGAGUCGCAUAGCAGCCUCGCAGACUCAGUUAUUGCGUCAACUUCCACGUCCAUGAUGCACGAGCCUCGAGAUCGCUCGUUGACUUCAUCCCCCGACCUGCGCAAGCCCAAAUCCUCUCUCAUCAGCUCCAUUCGAAAGAAGGUUUCCAAACGAAGCCUUCGUUCUGGUGCUGGAAAUACCGACGACUCCGAACAUCCCUCUUUACGACCUCCUCCUCCCCUGACCGGCGUAUCAUUUCUUCCCGUGCCUUCUCCACCGCAAACACCGCGUUUCAAGCGACCAAAGAAGAGAUCUGGCCACCCGGAUGAUAUUCCGCCCGUGCCCAGCAUCGAGGUGCCAGACUCUGGGGAGCAGGAAAUCAAGCUUGACACAAACUUCGACGAAAUGGAUGGCAUUGUUGACCGUGCAGUGUUUAUUACUGACGGAGUUCCCCCGACUAGCUCACCCAGUAGUGGAGUCGGUUCUGCCCACUCCCAGUCGAUCUCUGACAGGGAUAGUACCGGGCAAUUCAGCACUCUACCACCUUUUCGCAACCCAUUUUCUUCAGAACCGGAUCGACCGCACUACGCCCGACGACCCUCACGAAAAGUCUCUCCAAAUACCGUAAUAUCCCCGGACAGCGACCUGCCUAAUGCGUCAGAAGGUUUGACCGUUAAUGAGAGCUGGACUGCGCCGGAGAGUUGGAGUGUGGCCGUAAAAGAUGGAAAAGAGCCUAAUGUGGAAGGUGCUUCGAGUUCGGAUGAAGGCAGUGAUGGACCUGGGCGACGAAGGAACAGUCAUGUCAACGGGCACGGAUUUGCUCGUCGCUCGUCUCGGAUCCCCCCCAUUGCUGUGGACGCAGACCGAGAGAACAUUGGGAAAGAAGCACCGCCUCCCCCUCCAGCAAAACCACGGUCUGCAGCGAAACGUGCUCCGUCUGCAUACAGCCAGAAGAUGAAGAUACGCAUAUAUAAGGCGGACAACACCUAUCAUGUUGUUUCCGUUGGCACCAAUGUGACAGUGGGAACUCUAACACCCAAGCUGGACCAGAAGCUGCCUCCCGGGGAAGAGAAAGAAAUGCACCAGCUUUGUCUCAGGGAACGAGGACGGGAGCGGAUCUUGGCUUCGACCGAAAAGCCGGGCGACAUCGUUCGGCGACGACUGGAACAAGCAGGCUAUGAUGAGUCAGAUGGGUACGAACUAUUGAGCGGAGCGGGUUUGGGAUUCAUAUUGAAGUUUGUUUACAAGAGUCAGUUUCUUGGUCCCGCAGAGGAAGAACUCAAGUUCGACAACUUCGAAUAUAUCGAUCUCAGUGGUCGCAGCCUUCGAACGAUACCUGUGGUUCUACACCAACAUGCUGAUUCUAUCGUUUCGCUUCGACUUUCCCGGAACCCCAUGAUCGAGAUACCGUUGGACUUCAUUCAGUCUUGCACCACUCUUAGGGAACUCCGGCUCUCCCAUAUGGCGAUGAAGAAGGUCCCACACAGUCUUCGACACAGCUUGACUCUGACUCGCCUCGACCUCUCCUGCAACCGCAUCGCAACUUUGGACGAAGCAUAUCUUGAUGAUAUUCCCGGUCUUACGACAUUAUAUGUCCAGAACAAUCGCCUCGAGAAACUACCUUGGAAUUUCCCUCGCAUGCGGCGCCUUAUCACCCUUAACAUCUCGAAUAACAAGUUCAAGAUAUUUCCCGAGGGUGUCAGUGAGCUGGGAAAUCUCCGUGACUUGGACAUUUCGUUCAAUUUGAUAUCCGAGUUGCCGGAGGCCAUUGGGAAUCUUCAGAACCUUGAGCGAUUGGUUAUGGUCGGAAAUCAGGUCUCCAAGCUGCCGGACCAAUUUAGCAAUCUGGGUCGGCUGGGAGAGUUGGACUGCAGGAGGAACCAGAUAUCUGACCUGACGGUUGCAAGCAUGUUACCGAAGAUCGAGACGCUCAGCGCAGACCAUAACUCUCUACUUGACCUCGCAAUAUCCGUCGGCCCAUGUCUGACGAGUUUCGAUGCUUCAUAUAACGAGAUCACGCAACUUUCUAUCGUGCGAGGGCCCAUUGGGCGUAGUCCUUUGGACUUGACGUCACUCGAUGUUUCCAACGCAAAGCUUUCAGUCAUCGACGAAUACACACUCUCCCAAUUGACCUCCCUACGCAAACUGAGACUGGAUAACAACUCGAUUCGAACAAUCCCCGACUCCCUUGCAGAACUUCGAUGGCUCGAAACGCUCUCUUGUGCGGAUAACUUGCUGGUGGAACUGCCCUCCAAGAUUGGCAACCUGCAGAAGCUUGAAAACCUUGAUGUCCAUAACAACAGCCUAAGAGAGCUACCAAUAUCUCUUUGGAAUUGCGCAUCGUUGUCACGACUCAAUGUCACAUCCAACUUACUUGUUCUCUGGCAUGACCCGCCACCUUCGGUCCCUGAAGAAGAUGACGUGGCCGCUUCGUUUGUUGAGACAUCCAUUGCAUCUGGUCCAGUCUUUCCUCCCAAUCGCAAACCCUCCGUUGUCAGUUUGCAUGACCUCCCCCCACUCGCACAUUCUCUCGAGUUACUCUACCUUGGCGAAAACCGGUUCACAGACGAAGUUUUGCAUCCGUUGAUGAUCCUCAAAGAGCUUCGCGUGCUCAACUUGUCCUUUAAUGAGAUACAAGAUAUGCCCUCCACCUUCUUCCGCAAUCUCAACAAGCUGGAGGAAGUUUAUCUCAGCGGAAAUGGGCUCACCAAUUUCCCAGGCGAGGAUUUACCCAAGCUUACGAAACUAUCGACACUGUUCUUGAAUGGCAAUCGACUACAGACGCUACCGCAGGAGUUGGGGAAGGUGAAGAGUCUGACCAUCUUAGAUGUUGGAAGCAACCUGCUCAAGUAUAAUAUCAACAACUGGGAGUUCGAUUGGAAUUGGAAUUUCAAUAAGAACUUACGAUAUUUGAACUUGUCGGGGAACACGCGGCUCCAGAUCAAGUCCGACACUUCUCCUGGAAAUCGACAAAGCCUGCAGCUGGUCAAUCGCGAAUCACUGGCUGGGUUCUCGGAACUGACUCAACUGCGUGUGCUUGGGCUUAUGGAUGUUACCAUAACAACGACCGGCGCAAAUAAAGGCAUGGACAUUCCAGACGAGCAAGAGGACCGACGGGUUCGGACUUCUUCUUCGGUGGUAAAUGGCAUGUCCUACGGAAUUGCCGAUACUCUUGGUCGCAAUCAGCAUGUCAACAUGCUUGAUUUGGUCCACGAAUUCCGAGGCGCCAAAAGAGAUGCUGUAUUCGCUAUGUUUGGACGCGCAAUGCCACCAAAGCAACUUCCCGCUGCGACAACGUCCAACUGGUUCGCCAAGUUCCUCCAAGAUAACUUCGUCCGCGUCUUUAUUUCGCAGCUCAGUUUGAUCAAUCAUGAGCGAGGAGAAACUCCCACCGAUGCCUUGAGAAGAUCGUUUUUGAAACUCAACCAAGAGAUACACGACUCGGUUUUCAGCCCCAACCGCAAGAUGUCGCAUGGCAGCAUCAAUAUGAUCGGUACAACACUCCCCAGCACAGAUUCCUCUAAUCUGCGAAGUGGUGCUUCGGGAGUUGUCGUCUAUAUCGUCGAUCGGAAGAUGUAUGUCGCCAACGCGGGCAAUGCCCUAGCUGUCAUAUCACGCGAACGGAGUGCCCAUGCCCUGUCAAGGAAACACGAUCCAUAUGACCGAGCAGAAACAAGUCGUAUUCGAGCAGCGGAAGGUUGGGUUUCUCCAACCGGUUUGGUCAAUGAUGAACUCGACAUCUCUCGCUCGUUUGGGUUUUUCCAUCUACUUCCUAUUGUCAACGCCCGACCGGAUGUCAUCUCCUAUGACUUGAACGAGCUUGACGAGUUCGUUAUCAUCGCGAAUCGCGGUCUAUGGGACUAUGUCUCUUAUCAGACUGCGGUGGAUAUUGCUCAUGGUCACGAGCCUAUGGUUGCUGCUCAGAAGUUACGAGACUUCGCCAUUAGUUAUGGCGCUGAAGGCAGCACCAUGAUCAUGGUCGUCAGUGUUUCGGACCCUCCCGCACCAAACCUGCGCAAGAAGCGCCCUGUUAUCAACGACCGUACUCUUGAUCGCCUAAAAGACGAGGUUCCUCCGCCUACUGGCCAUAUCGCGCUUGUCUUCACUGAUAUUCGUGGCUCUACACAUCUUUGGGACGCCAAUCCGGGAAUGGCAACUGCAAUGCGUCUUCACAACACCCUUUUGCGACGAUUCCUCCGGCUCUGUGGUGGCUACGAAGUCAAGACCGAAGGCGACUCGUUCAUGGUUUCCUUCCCAACAACGCUUGCAGCUGUCUGGUGGUGCAUGCUUGUCCAAGUCGAACUGCUCAACGCCUCAUGGCCCCUUGAAAUUCUUGAAUGUGCCGACGGAAGGACAAUCUACGACGACCAAGGCCGUCUUAUUGCGCGCGGGCUUUCUGUGCGAAUGGGCAUUCAUUGUGGCACUCCUCUCUGUGAGGCCGACCCCAUCACGACCCGAAUGGACUAUUUUGGACCCAUGGUCAAUCGCUCGUCACGAAUCGAGGCCAGCGCAGCGGGUGGUCAGAUCAUGUGCAGUACCGAUGUCAUUCGGGAGAUCAACGCCAAGAUAUUCGAGACAGAGCCAGAGACAGAGUACUCUGACGCGCAACCGCAGGAAGCAAUUGACGCUAUCCGCCGAAUGGAGCCUGUGAUUGUGCCGGUUGGGGAAGUCAAGUUGAAAGGGUUGGAGGUCCCGGAAAUGCUGUCGAUGGUGUUUCCGGGCAAGCUUAUUGAGCGGAAGAACAUGGUUGACGAGGUUGUCGUCGACCCCACCAGCUCGUCGGGGUCAAGGGUGCAAUUCAGUGUUGAGCAAAUGCGGGAGCUGGGGAUGUUGUGUUUGCGCCUGGAAAUGGGUUCUUCUGGUCGAGUUUUCCGCGCAUUGCCUGAGCGCAAGGGCAGCUUACCAGAGGACCUGUCGGAUAUGUGUGAGGACGAUGAGAACUCUGUUUCGUUGCAUGGAGACCCGAAUCUUCUGCUGCCAACCAUGACGGACAAGAUGACGGACAACGAGCUGAUGCUGAUCUUGUACUCGCUCAUGGUGCGUAUCGAGAACGCGGAGGCGGCUUUGCGAGCGAAGAUUGGUGUGGCGGACGAGAAACAGGCGUUGAUGUCGGCUCUCCAGCAACAUGGGGGCCUGGAUGAACGGACGUUGGCGGAGGUGUUGUCUGUGUUGCGGACUAUCUAA